Beta vulgaris subsp. vulgaris (sugar beet) is the source of this 2668-nucleotide messenger RNA. RefSeq names its product ent-kaurene synthase 5, chloroplastic. Gene Ontology annotation, biological process: gibberellin biosynthetic process. The coding region runs from base 185 to 2584 and encodes 799 amino acids. The record is from RefSeq and is a predicted model, not a curated record. Gene Ontology annotation, molecular function: terpene synthase activity; magnesium ion binding. Lineage: Eukaryota; Viridiplantae; Streptophyta; Magnoliopsida; Caryophyllales; Amaranthaceae. The transcript is spliced from 14 exons. Gene Ontology annotation, cellular component: chloroplast.
UAUACUAAUAAGUAGAAGAAAAAACCAGUGACACAAAUUUGUUUUGGAGUGACAAAACAAACAUUCCAAAAACCAAAUUCCAAGAAAAAUACAGGGUUUUUAGAAUCAGUUUCAGGGUUUUUCUGUUUUAGAACUGUGUUUCUGAGUUUAAUUGUCAAGUUUUUUUUUUUUUUUUUACUUCCUCAUGUUUCUCUCUCCUUCCAAUUUCUCUCAUUUUUGCUCCCAACAACUCAGUUGCCGUCUUUCACCAGCGUCUAAUUUCUGUACACAUAAAGCUUCCUAUGGAAUUUCAUGUUCUUUAGAUAGCACAACAAAUUAUGAUAUCAAGAGGUUUGAGGAUGCCAAAGAAAAGAUCAGAAAGAUGUUUCAUAAAGUUGAGCUUUCGGUAUCAGCUUAUGAUACAGCCUGGGUAGCAAUGGUGCCUUCUCCUGCUGCUCCAACUACGCCUUGUUUUCCAGGGACCGUAAAUUGGAUACUGGAAAACCAGCUCCAUGAUGGCUCUUGGGGCGGCGUUGUUCAUCAUCAUGACACUUGCCUACUCAAAGACUCGCUUUCCUCCACCUUAGCCUGUGUCCUCGCGCUUAAUACAUGGUCUGUGGGUGAAGAACAGAUGAUAAAGGGCCUUGACUUCAUCAUGUCAAAUUUUGCUUCUGCAAUGGAUGAGGAACAGCAUUCUCCAAUUGGCUUUAAUGUCAUAUUUGCUAGUAUGAUUGAAAAAGCUCUUAAAUUGGAUGUAAAUUUCCAUUUAGCACCCUCAGAUAUUGAUGCUGUGAUUCAAAAGAAGGAUUUAGAGCUCAAGAGAAUCCAUGGAAAGAACUCAAAGGCUAGGAAUUUCUAUCUGGCAUAUAUUUCAGAAGCAAUGGGGAAAUCACAAGACUGGAAAAUGGUAAUGGAAUAUCAAAGGAAGAAUGGCUCUCUGUUUAAUUCACCUUCCACAACAGCAGCUGCUUUUUCUGAGCUCCAAGAUACAAAUUGUUACAGCUACCUGUCUUCAGUCUUGAAGAAAUUCGGAAAUGCAGUCCCCAGUAUACACCCAUUUGAUGCAUAUUUCCGGCUUUAUAUGGCUGACGUCCUUCAGAUCUUGGGAUUGGAUAGGCAUUUUAAGGAAGAAAUUACUUCUGUCUUGAAUGAAACUUUCAGACGGUGGGAGCAAGGUGAUGAUGAGACAUUUUCUGAUGUCGUUACUACUACGAUGGCAUUUCGGCUGUUACGUGACCAUGGAUAUGAUGUCUCUUCAGAAAUGUUGGCCGUAUAUCAUGAUGAAGACUGCUGCUUUCAUCAAUUUGGAGGACACCUGGAAGACGUUAGAUCUGCUUUAGAACUUUUUAGGGCAUCACAGCUUAAAAUAUAUGAUCAUGAAUCUUAUCUAGAGAAACAAACAUCAAAUUCAAGGAUCUUUCUUGAUAGAAACAUCUCUGAACAUUCCACACAAGCAGACAGGUUUAGCAAAAAUCUCAUCAAAGAGGUAGCUGAUACCUUGAAAAGUCCCUACCAUGCGAGUUUAGAGCGCUUAGAAAGCAGAAAAUUUAUCGAACGUGAUAACUUGAAUGAUGUACGGGUUUUUAAGUCUUCUAUACGCUGCACUAACUUUGGUGAGGAAUUUCUCUUACAACUAGCAAAGAAUGACUUCAGCUAUUGCCAAUCCAUACAUCUUCAGGAAUUCAAACAACUUCAGAGAUGGCUUUCAGAGAGUAAAUUGGAUCAGCUGACCUUUUCUAGACAAAAGCUUAGCUACUGCUACUUCUCUGCUGCUGCAAGCCUUUCCUAUCCUGAACUAGCUGAUGCACGCAUUUCAUGGGCCAAGAAUAGUGUUCUGACUACUGUGGUCGAUGAUUUCUUUGAUGUCGGAAGCUCUGAAGAGGAGCAACUAAAUCUUAUUCAGUUGGUCGAAGGGUGGGAUGCAGAUAAAAGGACCCAAACUUGUUCCAAGAAAGUUGAAAUCAUAUUCUCAGCUCUCAGGGACACAAUAUGUGAAAUCGGAGCUAGAGCAAUCACAUGGCAAGGUCAUAGCAUCACAAAACACUUGGUUGAGAUUUGGCUUAAUCUCGUAAAGUCAAUGUGGAAAGAAGCAGAGAUGGUGAGGAACAAAUCAGUACCUACAAUGGAAGAAUACAUGGAAAAUGGAUAUGUAUCUUUUGCCUUGGGACCGAUAGUUCUUCCAACACUGUAUUUUAUCGGUCCUAAGCUAUCUGAGGAGAUUAUAACAAGUUACGAGUACCAUAGUCUAUUCAAGUUGAUGAGCACUUGUGGGCGUCUCCUCAAUGAUUUCCAAGGUUUUCAGAGAGAAGCAGAGGAAGGAAAGCUGAACGCUGUGUCGUUACUCAUCCUACACGGGAAUGGAACUGUCAGCAAAGAAGACGCAAUCAGAAAAAUAAGACAUGCAAUCAGUGACAAAAGAAGAGAGUUACUUAGAAUGGCAUUGCAAGGCAAUGAAGAAAGUGUAGUUCCAAAAGAUUGCAGAAAGGUUUUCUGGAAAAUGAGCAAGGUGUUGCACCUAUUCUACAUGAAAACUGAUGGGUUUACAUCUGAGGACAUGGCAGGUGCUGUAAAGGCGGUUCUUUAUGAUCCCAUUGAUGAAAUAUAACAAGGAUUAAAUAAAUCAGGACUCAAAUAUUCUUACAUUAGCAAUAAAGUGGUAAAAUAAACUCCAAGACCUAUUUUUGUUCAA